AUGGUUUUUCCAAAACCUGCUUCCGAGUCUGACCUCUUUCUUCAUUCCAAUUUUGCUUCUCGCUAUGCUAGGGAAUCUCUUCCCAGGUUUAGCAUGCCUGAGGACUCCAUGUCUAAGGAGGCUGCCUACCAGAACAUUCAUGAUGAGUUACAGCUUGAUGCCAUUCCGAAGCUGAACUUGGCUUCUUUCGUGACCACUUCCAUGGAGGAAGAGUGCAACAAACUCAUCAUGGAAUCCAUCAACAAGAACUAUGUGGACAUGGACGAAUAUCCUAUCACCACUGAUCUUCACAAUCGGUGCGUGAAUAUGAUAGCACGAUUAUUCCACGCUGAAAUAGAAGAAGAUGGGAAUGCAGUUGGAGCAGGAACUGUGGGAUCAUCAGAGGCCAUAAUGCUGGCAGGGCUUGCAUUCAAGAAGAAGUGGCAGAACAAGCGGAAGGCAGAGGUGGAGGUGAGAGAAGGGUACUACGUCAUGGACCCUGCUAAAGCAGUUGAAUUGGUUGAUGAGAACACUAUUUGUGUGGCUGCAAUCUUGGGUUCAACUUACAAUGGAGAGUUCGAAGAUGUGAAGCUCCUCAAUGAUCUACUACUACAAAAAAACAAGCAAACUGGCUGGGAUACGCCUAUUCAUGUGGAUGCUGCUAGUGGUGGUUUUAUUGCUCCUUUCCUUUAUCCAGAGCUAGAGUGGGAUUUCAGACUCCCAUUGGUGAAGAGCAUUAAUGUGAGUGGCCACAAAUAUGGACUUGUUUAUGCUGGUAUUGGUUGGGUUAUUUGGAGGAGCAAGGAGGACUUGCCAGAAGACCUUGUCUUCCAUAUUAAUUACCUUGGAGCUGACCAACCCACCUUCACCCUCAAUUUCUCUAAAGGUUCCAGUCAGAUCAUAGCUCAAUAUUAUCAGCUAAUUCGUCUUGGCCAAGAGGUGAGCUCAUAUAGUAGGAUUUACGACCCCUUUCCUUCCAACAACCUAACUAAUACAACAAAAUCAAUUUUAUUGGUCUAA
Molecule: messenger RNA, 999 nt
Organism: Sphenostylis stenocarpa
Lineage: Eukaryota; Viridiplantae; Streptophyta; Magnoliopsida; Fabales; Fabaceae
Source: the annotation of a GenBank genome assembly